AUGGAAUUCUGGAACUCCACCUUGAGAAACGGCUUCAUCUUGGUGGGGAUUCUGGAUGACAGUGGCUCUCCUGAACUGCUCUGUGCCACAAUCACAGCCCUUUACUUCUUGGCCCUAACCAGCAAUGGACUGCUGCUCCUGGUCAUCACAAUGGAUGUCCAACUCCAUGUGCCCAUGUACCUGCUGCUUGGACAACUUUCUCUCAUUGACUUCUUCCUCACAUCAGUUGUUGUUCCCAAAGCUGUCAUGGAUUUUCUGCUGAGAGAUAACACCAUUUCCUUUGGGGAAUGUGCCCUUCAGAUGUUUCUGACACUAACACUGGGUGGUGCAGAGGACCUCCUUUUGGCUUUCAUGUCCUAUGACAGGUAUGUGGCCAUUUGUCAUCCUCUGAACUACAUGAUCUUCAUGAGGCCAAGCAUCUGCUGGCUUGGGAUAGCCACAUCAUGGAUCUUGGGAUUUCUAAGUGCUUUAGGAUAUACUACCUAUACCAUGCAAUAUCCCUUUUGCAAAUCCAGGGAGAUCCUAGACCUAUUCUGUGAGCUCACUCCCUUGCUGAAAAUGGCCUGUGCAGACACCUCUAGAUAUGAACUCAUGGUUUAUGUGAUGGGUGUGACCUUCCUAAUUCCCCCUGUUGCUGCCAUCCUGGCCUCCUAUACAUUAAUUCUGUUCACUGUGCUCCGCAUGCCCUCAAAUGAGGGCAGGAAGAAAGCCCUUGUCACUUGCUCUUCCCACCUAACAGUGGUUGGGUUGUACUAUGGGGCUCUAAUGGUCAUGUACAUUCUACCCAGUUCCUUCCACAGUCCGAAGCAAGACAAUAUCCUCUCUUUUUUCUACACAAUUGUCACCCCUGCUCUGAAUCCCCUCAUCUACAGCCUGAGGAAUAGGGAGGUUAUUGGGGCUUUGAGGAGAGUCCUGGGAAAAGAAUUUAGUCUAAAGUCCACCUGGUAG
Nannospalax galili (Upper Galilee mountains blind mole rat) is the source of this 948-nucleotide messenger RNA. RefSeq names its product olfactory receptor 2AG1-like. Gene Ontology annotation, cellular component: membrane. The transcript is spliced from 2 exons. The record is from RefSeq and is a predicted model, not a curated record. Bases 1 to 948 code for a protein of 315 amino acids. Gene Ontology annotation, molecular function: G protein-coupled receptor activity; olfactory receptor activity. Gene Ontology annotation, biological process: G protein-coupled receptor signaling pathway. NCBI's taxonomy places the organism in Eukaryota, Metazoa, Chordata, Mammalia, Rodentia, Spalacidae.